Messenger RNA from Polypterus senegalus (gray bichir), 2887 nucleotides. RefSeq names its product interstitial collagenase-like. The record is from RefSeq and is a predicted model, not a curated record. The coding region runs from base 255 to 1469 and encodes 404 amino acids. Gene Ontology annotation, cellular component: extracellular matrix. The transcript is spliced from 11 exons. Gene Ontology annotation, biological process: collagen catabolic process; proteolysis; extracellular matrix organization. NCBI's taxonomy places the organism in Eukaryota, Metazoa, Chordata, Cladistia, Polypteriformes, Polypteridae. Gene Ontology annotation, molecular function: zinc ion binding; metalloendopeptidase activity.
CUCUUCUCUGUGAGGAGUCAAGAGGACAAUGUGAAAUAUGCAGAGUCAUGGAAGCAUAUUCUGGCAGUAUUGUUCCUGAAACUGGCUCCUACUUACAUAUCAAGUCUUAUCAAUGCUAUUUAGAGUCACCAAUCAACUAGAAAGCAUGUUACAGGAUUUUGGAAUAUCUGAAAAAGUUCUAUAAUUAUAAACCAGAUCAGGAUCGUGGAAAAUCAAGACGGAGUACCAAUUCAGAGAGCUUUCAAGGAAAAUUAAUGGAAAUGCAGAAGUACUUUGGACUCAGGGGAACUGGAGAGCUUAGUGAGGAAACACUAACCACAAUGAAAAAACCAAGAUGUGGUCUGUCAGAUGCAGAAGAUUAUGGAGACUCUACAAGAUGGAAGAAUGUUAAUUUGACAUAUAAGAUAGAAAAUUAUUCACCCUCAGUAAUCCCUGUGAAAGUAAAGAAAAUUUUCAAAAGUGCUUGGAGAGUCUGGAGUGAUGUAACACCUUUGCGCUUCAAAGCAAGGACAAAAAAAGAUGCAGAUAUUAUGAUUUCAUUUCGGCGUGGAGAUCAUGAUGACAACUCCCCUUUUGAUGGACAUGGUGGAAUUCUAGCCCAUGCCUUUCAGCCUGGAACUGGGAUAGGAGGAGAUGUGCAUUUUGACCAUGAAGAAAUCUGGACAGCAAAUUCAACAGAUUACAACUUGUUCUCAGUUGCUGUUCACGAAUUUGGUCAUUCAUUGGGUCUCUCCCAUUCAAACGACCCUGGAUCUGUGAUGUUUCCAGCUUACACCUACUUGAAGCCGAAUGACUUCACCCUUUCAUAUGAAGAUGUUCAGCGAAUACAAGACAUGUAUGGUGCAAAUCCAAAUAAGGGUAUGUCAUUCCUACGAAAGGUGCCUCCAAAAACACCAAAUAAGUGUGACCAGAAUUUGUCUUUUGAUGCUGUUAUGAGGUUGCAGAAUGAAGUCAUAUUUUUUAAAGACAGAUUUAUGUGGCGCAGACACCCUGAGUUUAUAGACCUAAACCUGUCCUUCAUUUCUGCCAUUUGGCCAGCACUCUCUUCGGGUAUAGAUGCUGCAUAUGAAAAUGCUGAACAGCGCCACCUUGUGUUCUUCAGAGGUAAUCAAUACUGGCUGGUUCAACAAUAUGACAUCCUUGAAGGAUAUCCCAAAACCAUCUACCAUCUUGGAUUUCCAAAAACUGUCAAGUCUAUAGAUGCUGCCCUGCACUUCAGAGAUACAAAAGAAACAUUUUUCUUCACUGACAACACAUUCUGGAAGUAUUAUGAAACACAAAAGAAACUUGAUAUGAAUUAUCCUAAGCAAAUAACUGAGAUGUGGCCAGGAAUGGAAAGCAAAGUAGAUGCAGCAGUGCUGUUCAAUGAUUUCAUCUAUUUCUUCAGCGGUGCUUUGCAGUACCAAUAUGACCCCAUAAAAAAAUACAUUGUACAAACAAGAAAUGCUAAUGAAUGGCUAUGCAGUUAAAGAUGACCGAUAGUGAAUAGAUGAAUGAGAGAUCUCAGCAAAUGAAGGAGUAUGCAGCUCACCAGAUGAACUAACAGUAUCUCACAAAAUCAGAAUGCAAACAAGAUGGCUGCCAUAUGUAAAUAUCAGAACUUUGGUGACUGCCUUUGUUUUUAUUUGCCAUAAAGCUACUAAAUGGAGGCAAAAACGUAUUACACGACUGGAUUAUAACUGAAAAAUAUAUAUUUUUUCUGUUUUGAACUUUUUGGAACAAUGUGAAUCAGUUUUCUACAAUGUAAGGACUACUUUUAGUCAAUAUACAGACUUUAAAUGUUUAACCAAUGCUAACAAAUGAUUUUAUUUAAUUCCUAAGCAUUUAUUCACAUUUAAGUAAUUGUGUUUAUUUAUUGAUAGCUAGCAUUGUUUAUAAGAUUACUGAUUCAUGCUUAUGCUGGCCAACACCAGCUCAUAUAAUUUGCUUUGUAAUUUUUGUGUGGUAAAGUGUAUGCUCAUAUUCCUUAUUUCAGAUGGAAAGUGUCACUGAAUGGCAAAGCUAAAAUGACUCUCAUAAAGAGAGUGAAGCAUAGUAUUAGUGAAGAUGUUAUUUCUUCACACCUGUUUUUAGAAACGGAACAUUACAUGUUACGCGAGAGAGUCUGAAAGGCUGAUCAUUAACAGGAAUGCCAAAGUCAGGUCCCAAAAUCACAAGCACCAAAAGGGGGCUGAUACCCACAGCCACAACUAUCUGUUCUCUUGAAGGUGCUUUAAUUGAUUAUAAAAAAGAAAAAAAGAAAAAAUUGUCUUUGUUGUAAUGUUUAACAUGUAUUGUCUUGGCAACCAGCUAGUUAAUUACAAUGAAGACACUUUUAGUAGUGUGAUGAAAAGAUAUAAUGCAAACUAUAGCACUUGCUUUCCUUUUCUGUACUGUAAAGAGCCAGGUGUUCGGUAAAUAUCUCAUUUGUUGUAUAAAAAUAUAAAAUAACCAAAGAGUUUACACCUUUACAGAUUGCUGCUACAAGAAUCCGUAUUUGCAUUAUCAUUAAGGGCCACAUUUCCCAUGAUCUCAAGCCCUUCACUUGUUGCCUGUGUCUUCUAAAAUGAUUUCUAAAAUUCUUUUAUUGUUUUAUAAAUGUUUACAUGGCCUGGCUUCUCCCUACCUCAGCAACACGAUUGUCAAGUGCACUUCUUCCAGGUCAUUUCAAUUGUUGCAUGACACCCUGUUAGCUAUUCCCAGGACUAAUGGGGGCAUCCAAGCUCUGGAACUGUUUACGUGACCACCUGAGAACUACGGACAACCUCAGCACUUUUAAAAACAAUCUUAAUACUUUCAUAUUUAAUAAUUAAUUUUGUUUCUGUCUUUUUGUUUAAAUUCUACUUUAUCUGUUUUGCUGUUAAACACGUUGUGAGCCUUUCUGUGAAAAAGUUAUAUAAAGUGUACU